Adineta steineri is the source of this 582-nucleotide messenger RNA. NCBI's taxonomy places the organism in Eukaryota, Metazoa, Rotifera, Eurotatoria, Adinetida, Adinetidae. The record is from the annotation of a GenBank genome assembly.
AUGGCACCAAAAAAAAUUUUAAUGAUUGUUGGCGAUUUCGUCGAAGAUUAUGAAGUAAUGGUUCCUUAUCAAGCUUUACUUAUGAUAGGUCAUCAAGUCGAUGUUGUAUGUCCAGAUAAAAAAGCAAAAGAAACUGUAGCAACUGCUGUACAUGAUUUUGAACAAUAUCAAACAUAUACAGAAAAACGUGGUCACAACUUUACACUUAAUGCCACAUUUUCGUCAGUUAAAGCUAAAGAUUAUGAUGCAUUAAUUGUACCUGGUGGACGUGCACCUGAAUACAUUCGAUUAGAUAAAAGAGUUCGUGAUCUUGUACGUGAAUUUGAUAGCAGUAAAAAACCUAUUGCAAGUAUUUGUCAUGGUUUACAAGUGCUCAUAGCAGCUGGUGUUGUGACAGGCAGACGAGUUACAGGAUAUAAAGCAAUUGGACCUGAUCUUACAUUAGCUGGUGCAACUUAUGUUGAAGUCGAACCAACAGAAGUAGUUGUUGAUGGAAAUUUAGUUACAUCACCAGCUUGGCCUGGUCAUCCAAAAUGGUUGGCAGAAUUUCUUAAAUUACUCGGCACAAUGAUUACUUUAUAA